AUUAUAUCUUUCUGUUAUGAAAAUUUGGGGGAUAUUGCAUCUAAUUUCUGAGAGAUUUUUACUUUGCUAAUUUCCGGUGAGAUCAAGAGGUUAAUCACCCACUGAGAAAGCUUUUGCAUUUUUCUGCUAUAGUGUUAGUUUCAGCUCCAUAACUGUUGAAAGCAUUCACGGGCAAAAUUGUUCUGCUAUUUUUUUGGUAAUUUGAGACUUUAAAAAUGGAGGAGAAAGGUGGAAUGAGUCCAAGUGGGGUCAUCACAGUUAAGGGAGAUGAAACUUUGGCACCAAGAACAGAGUUUCAACAAAACCCUAGCUUUCUUCCAUCUGUGAGACCCACGACGGUGGUACCUCCUCUCCCUCCGGCUCCAGCCACUGUGACUCCUGGCUCAGCCGCUGCAGCGCCUCCGCCAUCAAUCUCUAGCGCAGGGACAGAUCUGACAAAGAAGAAGAGAGGGAGGCCGAGAAAAUACGCUCCAGAUGGUAGUCUGAACCCUAGGGCUUCGAGACCAACUCUGUCUCCGACUCCAAUCUCAUCUUCCAUUCCAUUCUCUGGAGAUUAUCAUCAUCAUUCUCAUUGGAAACGAGGAAAGGCUCAUCAGCAACCUGUUGAAUUCAUCAAGAGAUCUAACAAGUUUGAGUAUGAAAGCAGCCCAGCUCCUCCUCCUGCUGGGCUAUCAUGCUAUAUGGGUGCAAAUUUUACAACACAUCAGUUUACUGUCAAUGCUGGUGAGGAUGUAACGAUGAAAGUUAUGCCGUAUUCACAAGGUUCUCGAGCUAUAUGCAUUCUUUCUGCUACUGGUACCAUCUCCAAUGUCACACUUCGUCAACCUACCACUUCAGGAGGCACUCUUACAUAUGAGGGUCGAUUUGAGAUACUUUCUCUAUCUGGUUCCUUUAUGCCUACUGAAAACUGUGGAACCAAAGGUCGGUCCGGUGGUAUGAGCAUUUUCUUUAGCCGGACCAAUGGUAAAAUAAUCGGCGGUGGCCUUGCUGGUAUGCUCAUAGCAGCUGGUCCUGUCCAGGUGAUAAUGGGAAGUUUCAUUGUGAUGCAUCAAGCAGAACAAACACAUAAGAAGAAGCCUCGAAUCAUGGAGGCUUGUCCUCCUCCACCACAACCACAACAACAACCUCCAACUUUCACUAUCACCACUGUGAAUUCCACUUCUCCUGCGGGAACCGUAGAGGAGCCAAAACACAAAGCCUACGUG
Messenger RNA from Brassica napus (rape), 1205 nucleotides. RefSeq names its product AT-hook motif nuclear-localized protein 6. NCBI's taxonomy places the organism in Eukaryota, Viridiplantae, Streptophyta, Magnoliopsida, Brassicales, Brassicaceae. The record is from RefSeq and is a predicted model, not a curated record. Gene Ontology annotation, molecular function: minor groove of adenine-thymine-rich DNA binding.